AAACCUCAGUUCAAUGUUGGAUUCCGAAAGAAGACUUACAAAAUUGAUCAUUUUUCAGGGUGACGGUAAUAUGCGGAGGAAGUGGCUCUAGUGUAGUGGUAAAAGAGGAUAUUAUCUCGGUGCUAUUUGCAGCGAAUCCAGUUACCGUUGUUGAUACUGUGAGAAAUGUAGACAAAUGAAAGUUUUAAAUGUUGGAUCAUAUCUCGAAGGAAUAAAACUGUUGAAGCGUGUAAGUUUGAUUAUAUUAUCGAUUUCUAGAGUGGCUACCUGAAGGUAAUUGCGGAGAAAUGCACAGUGAUCUAGGUGAAAUGGCAGAAAAACAAAUGAGGUGAAGUGGAAAUUUCAAAAAUUUGAAAAACUUGGGAAUACUAAAGUUAUGUCAAAAUGGUUGAUAUGUCUGAUGACUCCAGAAACUCCCAAAAGAUCACCGGUUACCUAGAGAAACGCGGGAAAUUGAAAUUGAUGAAUUCAUGGAAAAGAUAUUGGUUCGUACUCGAAGGACAUCUGCUUCUUUACUACGGCUCCAAAGAAGAAUACGAUGCUCUAUCACCCUGCAAAGGUACCAUAACAUUGGGCCCCACCUGUACCAUAAAACCCUACCAGUCAACCCCUUCCAAAUUUCAAAUCACGACCAGAUCAGGCUGCGCCAUAACUUUGAGAGCUGAGUCUGUAGCGGAACAGAACAAAUGGAUGCAAGCCGUCUAUUCCACCGUGAACGAAAACCAGAAGAUCGACAUAAGUCCAACAAAGCUGUGCCAUUUCAGAUAUUCAACGGAGAGAGUUGACACGUUGGCGACCAAUGCUGAUCAACAGAAGUCGGAUAAUAUACCAGUUCCUACAGAAGCCGAGCCAUCUCCUACGAGAACUUUGGAAAAGGACGAAGGACAACUCCUGGAGAGGUUACAGAGGAUUGGCGCCAGAUCUUACUGUGAAAACAUAGUUUCCAAUCACCAGAAGAUAGUGAACAAAACCACCAAACCAAAAAAACUAGAUUUGACAUCGAACGAUAAAGUUUUAACGAAUGAGGUUAAAUCAGAAACUGCAACAGUUUCUCCAAGAAGGCUUCAAUUUUCCCCCAAAAUUCCCAAAAUAACUGAAGAACCAACAGCAACCAAAGAAGAAAUGGUGAUCCUCGAAGACGAUGAUUAUUGUGUAUGUACCCUCGACAAGAAUGAAGAGGUUGAAGUUCCUAAAAACUCACCCACCACAUCACACAGAAGCAUCAGUUUUUCUGAUGCAAGAGAAGUCUUCAAUCGAAGUCAAGCCAAUAAUACAAGCACGAAAAUAAGAAAUAAAAACAGUUCCGAAUCCAAUGUUAGUGAAAGGAAUCACGGAUCUCCUAAAGUUCCAGGAAAAAUGCGAUAUUUCAACAGGGAAAAUUCAAAGAUUAUGGAAAUUAAAGAAGAUAACAACAACAACCCAAACAAGGAAGUAGAAGAGAAAUCUGAAGAAGAAAAACUAGCAAAUUCAGAUGGAAUAGCUGAAAAUGAGAAGCCAGAAAGCAUGCCCACAGACAAAGAACCCCAACAGAAUACCCAAAAGUUAGAAGACGCAUCCUCAGGCAAUCAAGAAAAUCUAGACCUGAGGAAAAACGAAAAACAAUCGAGUCGGAUUUCAUUACUAGGAAACUAUUACGAAACGGAACCAGAAAAACCAACGAGUUAUCAAGAUUUCCGAGAAAACGAACUAUACGUAAAAAAACUAGAAAAAAGCAAUGAAAUUUCUGAACCCAACGAAGAAUUAUAUUCGGAACCUAAAUCUUUCGAAGAUGCUACAACACGUAGGGAAAAUCCAGAGUUUAAAUUUCCUCCACCACCUUUUGAAGCUUAUGCAAGCAUAGAUGAUCUCACUUCAGAUGAAAUAACAGAAGAUGACGAGUAUUUGUAUGAAGAACCUGAAGAUUUCAUAUGGCAGAAUGAGAUAUACGAACCAUCAAUAAACCAAAAUGAACAAAUAACAAAGAUUAAAGAUAUUAAAAAACCAUUUAGAACUGACGUAGACAUAGACGAUGAUUUGUAUGAGGAAGUUGAUAUGGAUUUUGUAUACAAGAAGUCCAUCGAAAGAGGAAAAGACUCUUUUGAAGUUCCAGCAAAACCAAGAUCUGAAUCAGAGGAAUCAGAUAUGAACAUGUACGAAGAGGUUGAUUUCAAAGAUAAUUCUAGAAUGCAUAGACAAGUUUCUGGUGUACAAAUGGAAAAUGAUCUAUAUGCUGAAACAGAAAAAGAAAAUCCAUUGAAAGAUUUCAAAUAUCACCACCCUAAACAUGCAGAAAAUGAUCGAAAACUAGAAGAAAAAACCAAGAAAGACUCAUAUAAUCAGAGUCACGCUCAAAGUAGGAAUGAAGUACAAAUUGAAAAUGAUUUAUAUUCAGAGCCAACAAAAUUAUUCGACAAAGAUCAAAAAUCAACAUUGAAUCCUAUUGAACAGCGUCCCUCCACCAAAGAAUUACAAAUAGAAAAUGAAAUAUACGCAGAACCUAACCAAGUUUUCGGCAAAAUGGUGAGUUUGAAGACCGAUAAGACUGAGGUAAAAGAUGAAAAACACAUCUCUGCCCAAGAAUUCCAGAUGGAAAAUGAUUUAUACUCUGAACCUAACAUAAUUUCAGAAAAAACAAACAAGUUCCAGCGUGAAUCUUCAGAAGACGAAGCUUUUUACACUGAGCCCGAUUUCAAACCAAUAUUUUCUAGACAAAAUUCACGUACAGAGAAGGGAACUAUGGAUAAAACAUAUACUGACAAGCAAAGGAAUUUCAAAUUUCGUGAAAACGAGUUAUAUUCUCAGCCCAAUUCAGAAGAAUUGGAUGAGGAACGAAGAUCGGUGGAAUUCGAUGAAGAAAUAAACGUUUACGAAGAUCCAGACCAGUUGAAGUUGAUGUCACAAAUAAAGGAGAAGAAGAAGAAGCUGCAGAAAAGCGAGGAGUUGAAGAAACAAGACAAUUUCAUCCAGAGGCUCCUGAAGCAGGUGACGAGGAAGCAUGGUGAGAAAAGUGAUAAGGGUUCAUCUUGCGAUAACGCAGAUGAAACUUUAGCCUUACUGGCUGAUAUCCAGGUUCUGCUAGAGAAGAAGAAGCAGUAUAUUAAAGAGAUGGUUACUAGUGGUUCGAAGCCUAACCAUAGACGAAUAUUAUCGGAGACCAAUGCCACGGUAGAAAACAAAGAUAAAUCCUUGAUGAGGACAUUUUCCAUAGGUCUGAACGAGGAAUACUCAGUGGUACGAGACUGUAUCGGUGACGAGAACGAAGUCAUCUACAGCGAGGUGGAGAUGAUGGACAGGAGCUCAAAAGAGUUAAAAGACAUCAUUGAAGACCUUUUGAGCAGAUACAAGACUAACGAGCAAAAAGAAAGCGAUUUUCAGCCAUGUACUGAGAAAGAUUGACUUUUAACUGGAGAAUGUUACAUAUACGAAGAGAUUUUGAAAAUCUUAUAUACGAAUUUAUUUUGUUAUUGUUUUUGAUUUUGUUGAUAAAAUAUUUCACUUU
Coccinella septempunctata (seven-spotted ladybird) is the source of this 3478-nucleotide messenger RNA. RefSeq names its product ankyrin repeat domain-containing protein 12-like. The coding region runs from base 385 to 3375 and encodes 996 amino acids. The transcript is spliced from 7 exons. The record is from RefSeq and is a predicted model, not a curated record. NCBI's taxonomy places the organism in Eukaryota, Metazoa, Arthropoda, Insecta, Coleoptera, Coccinellidae.